CGACACAAAAUGGAGGCGCAGUUCUGUUUAACUUUCUGUUUCUUUUUCGAUUCUCGACGCUUCGACAGCUCUGAGUUGAGUGUCUGUUAAACAAGAAGCGCUUAGCAUAACCGCACUCGGCCCAAUUUCGUCCACAUUAAGCGUAUGUAUGAGUUUCAAUGAGCAAUACAAUGCACAGCGCAGUUAAACCAAUUGUGACAGUUUGGUUGUAAGCUGCUAAUAUUCUAGUUACGCCCAACCUUUAUACGCUUUAGCAGUAAGCUAGCUGUGCUAGCUUCACUUCCUGGUUGCACAACGGUAUCCCUGAAAGCUGAGACGAAAUCAGUUUUCAGUCGAGCUAGAAAAAAAAAAAAAAAAAAAAAAAAAAAGAUAGCUACAGAAAGUAUUCUUCCUUGGGCUGACUGUUCUAUCUUAUUAUCUUUGAUCAGUUUCCUUGGAAUUAAAAUAAUCCGAUGAACAGCAGUGAAGCAAUGAAACGUAAAUCUAAGUGAUCUUAUAUCAAGAGGAACGCAGAAACGCCAGCCAAUGCCUCGCCUUCAUGGAGAAUGACACUACUAUAUCGAAAGAAGGUCUUCUUGAGCCAGUGCUUCCUGGCUCAGUAACCUUUGAAAGCAGUAUUUUAGCUCCUCUUCGUAACAGCUAUUUGUAUGAGGAGUCCAAAGAGUCUUUUACCUACAAUUCAGCACAGUUGAUCAAUAAUGCAGCUCUACAACAAAGAUAUUCUGCAUUUCGUGCUGAAAAACGUGAAAAUCGGUACUCUGAAGAGGAACUCAAGGAGUCGUUUGGCUUCUUGUUGCUUGAUGACAAAUCCAGGGCAAAUAGACUCGCGGAUACAGGCCUAGUUGUUGGGCAAGGGACGUGCACCAUUCUCGGAGAUUGUUCAAAGGGUGUGUAUAUUUCAAAGUACUCUGACUGCCUUGACCUAAAGCGCUGGUACGAUGGCAAGACAGGCUACAUUGUUCUGUUAAAGUUGACAAAGGGUCGAGAGAAGGAGGUGACGGAAAACUACACACAAAACUUCACACCCCCAACUGCUGGGUUUGACUGUCAUGUAUCAGAGCAGCUCAGAGCAGUGUGUGCAACCACCAGCUCCUUUCUAGCAUUUGAAAGGACUCAGUAUUAUAUGUAUGAGCUUCUGGAUGGAGGGGAAAAGGUUGAGUCAUGCCCAAGGCAUGUGUGCCCAUUCGCCAUUGUGGCUUUCUCCUAUGGAAAAACUGCCAUCUCUUUAGAGCAGAAAGAGAAAAGCCAUGAAAAAUCAUCAUUUCAUUACCAACCCUGGAGUGGCCAGCUAAAGAUUGAGUCUGUUUUGUACAACAUUGGCUUGAAGUCCAUCCAUGGAGCUAUGUUCCCAGCAAAUCUCCCAAAAACAGUUCAAGUUGACCGUGCCAUUGGAGUCUCUGAACUGAGGAAGACAUUGCCCCAAGCAGUUUUUGAAACUUCUCCUCUUUGUGAAGUUUCAUUAGAUGGCAAAUGGUUUAGCAUGUAUGAUGUCAUCUCCUUUGAAGAAAGUAAUGACCUAGCUUUCUUAACUCAAGAGUUGAAGGAGAAGGACAUGGCCCUUGUAAUAUGUUUGGAAGAUGGUGGUUUCCUUGUACUUUUACAUUCAUGUAAUUUCCUCUCCUAUGAAGGUGCAGGCACAGAUAAAGCCUUUGCUCUUCAAGGAAUGUUUGUUUAUCCUGACUCCAGGACUGUGCCAAGAGAGACCAAGAGUGGAUACCAUAAGACUACAGUUUCAUCGGAGGUUCUUCAAGUUCUCCCCGCCCUGAAUUAUGCUGAAUUAGAAAUGGAGAAGUGUCCUCCAAAGCAGCAUGAGGAGCCUCUGGGCAUAAUGGAGAAACAUUUGCAGAACUUUGCUGCUCUUAUUUGUCCAGGGUUAACUAGCAGUCCUAAUAGGGAGGCUAGUAUGUUUCCUGAUCAGUAUGAUGUACCCAGUGGUUUUCCUCUGAUUGCCCCAAAGUGGACAGAACAAACUGGGGAUCGCCUCAGGACAUACCUAGAAAGUCCACGCAGUUUUGAAAUUCCAGUGGUUAGAGCAAUGGAACUCCUUGCUGCUGGAAAACAGCAGCGCAGUGAUGAUCACGACGAUGAUGUCUAUUACUAUAUAUCGUCACCUGAGGCCCCUCAGACUCCUGCUGGCAUGGUUUUGGAAAGAGAUUUGCCUAAUGAAACUGAUCAUUUAACAUGCAGGAAUGUUUCUGAUGACAUGAAAAAGACAGCAGAGCAGCAAGCUGAAACAGAAAUAACUGUAGCUGCUGAAUCGCCCCAUUGUGCUUUGAUAGAGGAAGUCAGCACACCUGGUGCAGCAGUGGUUGCAUCGCCUGAUAAUAACCCAGUUGAAAGGACAGACACUUCACCCACAUCAGGUGACCUCCCCCCAGAAUACUAUGCUCAGAACAUUCAUGCAGAUAAUACUGCUCAGGACAGUGAGAAAACAUCUGAGUGUGUCUCAGUUGAUGACAAAUGCAGUGGGCAGGAGUUUUCUGGGGCAGUUUUGAAAGAAACCAUUGAGAACACCAGUGUGGCAUUAUCAUCCACAGAAAUUGCAGAUGAUUCCUCAACUCUGGCAUCUAACACUGAGAUGGAGGUUGAUCAGUCAGUAGAUUCUAUAUCAGAUGAACUCCCUAAAGUUGGAGGUCAGAUACCUGUUGCAGACAAAGUCCUACAGGAAGCUGACCUUCCAACAUCCAUUUCACCUCCUACUACAUCAGUAAACCAGACUGACGCAUUAAUUAAAGGUUGCAAAGACGUACCGCAAGAGGCAAAUAGCAAUGUUCUUGCUGAGAGAAAAUCCGUGCCAAACCGGCGUGGAAAACGGAGAAGAAGGAAAGCUUUAAAACGCAAUACUAAUAGAGUCAGUCAAAUUGCCCCCCCACUUCAAAACACUACUUUAUCCUUAUGCCCUUCAGCAGAAUCUAACCCUGAACAGAGUAGUAACAGUGACGCAACACAUUCCUCACCCAGUACACUGAAGAAAGAUUGGCGGUCUCUCCCAAGGCGCAAGAGGCACUGGAAUCCUGAUGUCAGUACGAAGCGGACGCUCAGGUCAGAUUUUAAAAGCAGUGAAAUACCAUGUGGUAAAAACAGUGAGACUGAGAAAAAUACCACCAUUACAGAACUUGCUGUCAUAGAAAGCAUCAUGCCCAGUACACCAAAGCGCAAAAUGGAAGGAAUUAAUAUGAGAGAACGAUAUGGCCUUAAGACAAUAAUCACAGAUUGUGGUUUUGUCUUUGUCCCACAUGGCUCAGAGGUUGCUCCUGGAGACAUAAAUUCAAACAAACAUAAGCAAGCUCAAGAAUCCUCCAUUACAACCAACAGUCCUUUGGGGGAGAGGCCAACAACUACACCACCACAUGAUAAACAUCAGCCAUUAGAAAUGGAAAACAGUGGUCAGCAUAUGCACCUAACAGACACACAAGACAUUUCAGUGAAUCCAGGUAAGGCACUAUCAUCUGAGGACACUACUGAGAAAGAUCCUGUAUCCCCUAAAAACUCUGAGCAAUCAUCUAUCCUUGAAUCAACUGAAAAAAAUAAAAGCCCAGUGAAAGGCCAUGUGUACAGGGCAAUAUCCAUAAGUAAACUAAAGACAGUGCUCAAAAGAGCAAAAAGGACUACAUCUCCUGCUGUACAGGAUCAUGGGAUAUCGAUAUCCGAUAAUACAGGGCCUGAACUGAAAAGAGGCAAACCAAACAAUGAUGUAGAGUUGUCAGACAAGAACAACUCAGCUGGGAGCCAAGAGCCAGCGGAAAAUACACCAUCUAAACCACGGCUGAGGACCACAACAUCUCAGGAGAAACGGAUCUUAAAGAUCCCAAAAGAAAAUGGUUGCAACAGUUUUGACAACAUUUCCCCUAAUGAAAUAGUUAAACAAGUCGACCAACAGCUCAUAUCUGAGCCUGUAGAAAAUAGGGUAGAAGGAAAGCGUAUUAGAUCUGAUGGCCAAAGAAAUAAAGUGGAAGUGGCUGUUGGUGUGCCUGCACCUUCAGAUGCUCUUAAUCUUCUGGCUGAUUUGGCCCUCAGUGUAAAUAGUGAUGAAGUGUUGCCUAACCUGGGAGAAAAACACCUUGGAGCCAAGACCAAUAGCUCACAGCAAAAAGUCUUUCAUCUGUUGCGAGACCUCACCCCCAGAUUAAAAUUACCCUCUAAAUCUCCUUUUCCAGAGGGUCUUGUUGUGACUGGGGAUUUGAUAUUAGAAAUCUCAAAAGAGCAUUCUUACUCACAGCCCACCUCUCUGCUGUCAGGUUUGACAGGCAUAUGCCAGCAGGUUCAACCUCCAGUUGAGUCUCGUCUGUCCAUGAAUUCUGACCACCUUCUGACGUUACCUGAUCUCAGUAGUUGUCCAGACUAUCCGAAUAAAGAAGGCAAAAAUGGAUGGAGAUUCCUGCCAUCUUCAAGUGCAUCAGCCCCAGCCGCUGUCAAGGCCAAAGUAUGGAGUUCUAUGUUUUUCCGCUGUAGGACCAUCAUUGAAAAGGAGGGCUCCAUUCAAGUGACAAGACAUUGGAAAGAAAACUAUGAUUUCAAAUUUGACAGCAAGUUCACAAAUGACAGGAUAGACAAAUGUGUGACAAGAGCGCUGCAUGGCAAAUGGGAUUUCAGCAUUGAAGACAAUUAUGAGCAGGUGCAUCUCAUCUUCCAUAUGUGGAUAGGCCUGUUCUACAGUAAACCCACUUCCAGAUUCUUUCACUUUGAUCAGAUCUGUCCAACAGUGGAAAGAAAAAAUCCUGUAACGGUGUUACAGUGUGCUGUUCAGACUGCCACACUGCUGCCUGAUGUUGAUUUGGCCUCAAAGCAGGACAAACCUACUUCCUCAGAUCCUGUAGCAGAUGCUCUUGACCUUUCAGUGAAACCAUCUGGGGCUGUGGAUCUCUGCACUGUUCGAGAGAAUCCUACACCUAGUACUGGUAUACAAUCAAACCUGGAACAUACGAGGGAAAAUAAACAGCCAGCUAUUAAACCCAGAUUAGACUAUUCUCCUAGUGUUCUAGCAGGAGGCAUUCAUAUGGGUUACAGAUCCACUGAGGCCUUGGAGGAAAAUUCCACACCUGAUUGUACCGACUGCAGUGACAUAGAGGAUAUUAUGACCGAUGUCACUGAAAGCUCUUACACAAAAGUCUUGGAGAGCAAUAGUGCAUACAUUCAGUUGUUGGACCAGGCGUCAAACAUGAGAAUCGAUGAACAGAAAUUGUUGAAUGUGCAAAAGAGUGAACUUGUUAGCAAGGACCUGUCCACAACAAAGACCAUGAACAUAAAAAGUGCUGGGAGGAUGGGCAGUGAGACAACAAAUGUGGCUAUAUUCCACCAGGUUGUUGGGCCUGUCAGGCCUGUCAAUCUUUCAAAAGUGCAUGAUUCCUUGCCUGGAAGAAAAAUCAUAUUAAAGUCAUUGAGCUUUAAGGACAAACACAAAGAUGAAGCACCCGUGUCAGUAUACAGUGAGAGUGUAUCCAAAGAUGAGCAGUGUGAAGCAGCAGUUGAUGAGGAACAACAUGAAACUACAUCAGUGUGCACGCACUCUGGUAGCAAGAAUGAGUCGCCAGUUAAAACCCAGAUAGAAAGUUCUUCUGUCAUUUCCGUUUCUGUGAGUGAUGGCAAUGCAAAAAUUGAAGUUAAAUCUGUGCUUCUUGCCAGUGAUGAAACACCUAUGGUUAUUCAUGAUGUGAAUAGUAGUACAAAGGAGCAAUCUGUGUCUGGUGAGAGAAAUAAUAAGGUAAUGUGUAAUGAUGUUGGAGACGCACCAAUGGAUGUGCUUGACGUAAAUAACAAGGCAAAGCAGGAGGUCAAAUCUGUAAUUGAUGAAACACCAAGAGAUGACAGAAAUGAUAAUAUACUUUUGGAGAAGCAUGUUAAUCAUGAAGUAACAGAGAAGGUUGGACCUGUACCUGAUGUCAGAGAUGACACUCCUAUCAAUGUGAAUGAAAUAAAGGAGGAUGUUAAACCUGCGAGUCAUGUCCAGAGCGAUACACCUGAGGAAGUGUUCGUUGAUGAUGAGACAAAAGACAAAGUAUCACCUGUGCCUGUUACAGAUGACUCAUCUGUGAAUGUACCUGAUGUGAUUAAGUCAAAGGAAGUGGUUGAACCUGUUGGAGACAACACAAGUGCACAUGAUAUCAGAAAUGACACACAUUUGGGGGUACAGGUUAACGAUGAGACAAACAAGGUUACAACAACACUUGAUAUCGGAGAUAUCACAUCAGUGUAUGAUGGAGAAAAUACUCCUCAUGGUGUAUGUGAUGAGGAUGAUGAUGCCUCAGAUGAAGUUAAUUCUGUGGUGAACAUCAGAGAUAUGUCUGUAGAUGUACUGGCUGAAGCCAAAGAUCAACUUGGUGUCAUAGAUGACAUACCUGUAGAUGUACAGGAUGUGAAUAACACAAACAAGGAAGCCACACCUGAGCUUGAUGUCAGAACUGAUAUGUCUGCAGAUGUACAGGAUGUGAAUAACAUAAACAAGGAAGCCAACCCUGGGCUUGAUGUCAGAGAAGACACACCUGCAAACGUACAGGAUGUGAAUGAUGGCACAAAGGAUGAAACGAAAUGUCAGCCUGAUGUCGGAGACUGCAGCUCUGUGGAUAGACAGCACGAUGUUGAUACGACAGAAGGAAGGAACAUGGAGGAACAUGUGUCUGGGAAAGAUGAGAGUAAUACAGAUGAAAUGACUAAUGAAAGUGAAAGAAAAGUAGCAGCACAGCUCAUUUGUGAUGCCGACAUUGAAUUAGACUCUGAGGAGCAGAACACUAUUGACGAGUCUCGAGAUUGGACAGAUUGUGUAGAUAUGGAUAUCAGUGAUGAGGAUUCUGAAGAUGAAAAUCAAGAAAAGGUGCAUGAGGUGAAUGUCUCUGCUGGUGAAAUUCUUCCUAAAGUGCUUGAAGAAGACACUGUAAAGCUGCAGGAGGAUGAAAUAAAACCUGAGGCACAUGUGGCAAGCAAUUAUAAAGAGCAAACUACAGAGGGUGCUCAGCCAGGCAUAUCUGAUUAUUCAUCUGCUGGUCAUGUGAGCUCAACAUCUCAUCAGUCAAUUACGUUGAAGGAAGGCCAUAGCUUGCCUGCUGUUGGUGGCGCUUGCAUCCCAACACAGAAUGGUAGUGAAAGCACAAUGCUUCAUGACUCCAUUGUGGUUCAACAUGAGACCCCUGAGGUCAAUCAGAACAAACCCAGAAAAGUGUGUGAUGAUGUGUCCCCCUUAACUGGAGUUUUUAAAGCAGAACCAUAUGAAACAAAAGACUCUAGCAUCCAGGGAACAACUGAAGAAGCUGAUGAUUUAGCUAUUUUAAAUGCAAAUGUUGGUUCAGGCAAAGACUCUAGAAUGCUAGAGAAGGGUACUGACCAAAAACCUCUUAUCCCCACAAUUUGUGCAAGGUAUGCUGCUAAAAGGGAUGAGAUAUAUGACAAUUUUGAUAGCAUGGAUGCAUCUCCACCUGCUCUGCAAAUAGAUACUGAGGCUGAGAUGAACAGCAGAUGCUGUACUCCUACUCUGGAUGAACCACCAUACAGUCAACUGACGGAAGAGGUUUCAGACUUUCAGGAAGUGAAUUUACAGGACAUUUCUGAAACGGAGCACUAUUGUGUAAAGAAGAGGUCUACCAAUACAUGGUUGGUACUUGAUAGUUCUGAGGAUUCGCAGUCUGGAGUAGAGAAGUCUCCAGCUCACAGAGACCAAAUCUCCCCUCAGGAUCCUAGUUGGUCCUCUAAUAAGUACGAUGCCACAGUCAAAGAGACCGAUGAAAGUGAACUAUUAGUAACUGAUAAACAUGUGCCCGAGGAGAACUUGGAUUAUUUUGAUUACGAUGCGAUUCCCACACCUAGAAAAACCAAAGAAAUUGAGCCUGAACAAUACCAGUUUGGUUUUUCAUCUGAAAAAUACGAAGAAUAUUCCUGUGAAGAGCUUCCUUCAUCAUGGACACACAGUGCUUGCUUCAAAACAGAGGAUCAAAAAGAUCUCAGUGAAUGGUAUGCACCUUUUGAGCAUACACGUUACACAAACAGCAUUUCUGUCCACAGAGAAGUUGCAUAUAGGCCAAGAGAGAUUACAGAAAGUAACUCGGACAACUUUGGUUGGGGACAAAGAAUUCGUUAUUCAGAAUUCAGUCCCAAUGUGGAUGAGUCACAUGAAAGAGUUCUUUCUUUCAGACAUCGAGCAGGUUUAUCUGAAUCUAAUGAUGAGUCUGAAAGUCAUGUAUCAGAGCCUGUGUGUUACAGUAAAAGGAAACACAAGAUAAAGUUGUGUCAAAAUGAGUCAGAUGAAGGAGACUUUACUGCGACUGUAGACUACAGCAUAAAAAAGACCUUUUCAUGUAGUUCAGAUCGAUCAAGCAUAUCAAGGACACGAACAUCUAGCCCAUAUCAGCAUAAAGGAGGAAGCAAGCAGCCUUUUGACUGGCGUAGAUAUUUCAGGAGAGAGGGAAUAUUUGAGUCAAAUGAAGGCAACGAUGGACCAUUUCAUGAUCCACCUUCUUCUAUCGUCACUAUGGUCGACAAGAAAGGUAAUAGAAUGAUAUUUGAAAGUCCUUCCUCUCAAAAGCGAUUGUCAGGCAUACAUGGUAUUAUGAGUCAGAGUGUGGAAGAACAGCAAACAGAAUCCGACACCCAGUCUUUAAUGGAACUUGAGUAUCUUAUUUUUUCAGAGAAUAUGACCCAUUUGCUCAAAAACUGCAAGCCUACCUCCAGAGUGAAACCACAACGCAGACUAAAUAUCAGCCCUGUUGAAAACCCUAUGACCAUUCAAUUUUCAAGACUUGAUGAGCAGAACAGUUUUUCUGCACUUGAUCAGACCUUGCCAACUCUUUCUAAGUUUAAGAUAAACGUGGACAUGACUGAAAGGAAGGCCUUGAAGAAAACUCCAAAUUACUGUAAGCCCUUGCAUCUCCAAAGCCUUUUCUGUGAAAGAGGCACUGAAGCAACUUGUUCAAAGGUAUCAGACAUCACCAAAGAAUGUUCAAAGUCUUACAACACUAUGAUGAAUGACAUUUGCCUUGGCAAGACUAUCCCUCAUCAGAAUGACGAGUUGAAAAGAAAAUGGGAUAUUGAGCGCGCUACAACUAGCAAACAGUCUGGAUUCUGUGGUCGGAUCAAAAAGGACAUGUUUGAUUAUCUGCAUGAUAAUUUAAACGCCGUUGUGAGGCAAGCGUGCAAGACGAAGUACAAGUUCUACAUCUUGGUUACAUCAGCAGACCCCUUUUUUGAGGAAACAAAGGAUCUGUUGGAAGCUGAGGGCCACACCGCAAUUGAGCCUUAUCAGUUUGACUUUUAUGCCAAUGGGCAAACCCCUGUACUUAUUAUCCUGAGAAACGAGGAUAUUGCAGAACACAUAUUUGAGGUUCCACAUUUGCUUGAGUUAAAAAAGUCAUCCAGGGUUCUGUUUGUGGGCAUCGAUCAGCCUGACGAUGUUGUAAACCUCACACACCAAGAGCUUUUUGCCAAGGGAGGAUUUGUGGUUUUCGAUGAAACCGCACUAGACACACUGAAUUUAGAAAACAUUAAAAAGGUUGUGGGCAUUAUGGAAGAACUAGAUAAAAAAGGGAAGUGGAAAUGGUUUCUGCACUACAGAGACAGCCGCAAGCUUCGGGAAAGUGCAAGGUGCAGUCCUGAAGCACAAAGGAGGAAGCAGUUCAUUGACUGCUGCCAGGAAGCGGGAAUAGUGGAGGUCUUGCCUUAUCAUGAAUGUGACGUCAUUUCACGGGACAGACCAGACUACCUUCGCUGUCUAGUUCAUCUCCAGAUCCAAAACGUCUCUGCACGGUUCCCUAUUUUCAUUACAGACACACCAGAUGAUUGUUUUGAGAAGAAUGGGAUUUUAACUAUGAACAUUUACACGUUCUCACGGAUUCUUUCAAAUGACACAUGCUCGAUUUCAUAAGCUGGUGGCUAGAAUGGUGUCUUAGCACAGUGACCACCCUACCCUACACGUUAUCUUUUUGUACAGAUUGAAUUACUAAUUACAUGUUGUUCAGUGCUCUUUUGUUUAAUGUAAAUUAUUUUGCAAUGUACAUGUUUUCCGUCAUGUGUUACUAUUUAUAUCGUAUCCACAAUUAAAGCUUUCAACUGGAGGCUUUAUGUAUAAAGUUUGAUAUGUAUUAAUUUUAAAUACUGUAAAAAAAACACUGAUAUUUUAGUGUAUCUCAGUUUUUCCAUAUAGUUUUAUAAAUCAUAUUGACCCGUUUUAAUAAAAACAGUUGAUUAGU
This is a messenger RNA of Ictalurus furcatus (blue catfish), 10169 nucleotides long. RefSeq names its product transcription activation suppressor family member 2 (gene tasor2). The record is from RefSeq and is a predicted model, not a curated record. The transcript has 22 exons. Bases 539 to 9844 code for a protein of 3101 amino acids. Gene Ontology annotation, cellular component: nucleoplasm. Gene Ontology annotation, biological process: negative regulation of gene expression, epigenetic. NCBI's taxonomy places the organism in Eukaryota, Metazoa, Chordata, Actinopteri, Siluriformes, Ictaluridae.